This is a messenger RNA of Cottoperca gobio, 7088 nucleotides long. RefSeq names its product centrosomal protein 170Ba (gene cep170ba). The record is from RefSeq and is a predicted model, not a curated record. Bases 240 to 5147 code for a protein of 1635 amino acids. The transcript is spliced from 19 exons. Gene Ontology annotation, molecular function: protein binding. NCBI's taxonomy places the organism in Eukaryota, Metazoa, Chordata, Actinopteri, Perciformes, Bovichtidae.
GUCAAGCGACGUCACCGUGUCGGCAGGAGAGGCGUCGGAGAGUUUCGCCCGGUUGUCAUUCCCAGAGGAAGAAGAGGGUGCGAUCAAAAUUUACCUGUCGAGUCUUACCUGGUGCUCUUGUUGUACAUGUCGGUCGUCGAAAUUCAUCUGCGGUACGACAUUAAACACUGGCUUCACUUAGGAGUAAGACGGAGAAGGCGGUAAAGAAUGCUAAGAGGAUCCUGACUCGUGGCCCAAACAUGAGUGUGACAUCAUGGUUCCUGGUCAGCAGCUCUGGCACACGCCAUCGGUUGCCACGGGAGAUGAUCUUUGUUGGCAGGGACGACUGCGAGUUAAUGCUGCAGUCUCGCAGUGUGGAUAAACAGCACGCUGUGAUCAACUACGACCAGAACACGGACGAGCACAUGGUGAAGGACCUGGGCAGCUUGAACGGGACAUUUGUGAAUGACCUAAGAAUCCCAGACCAGACGUACAUCAUCCUCAAGCUCUCUGAUGUCAUCCGUUUUGGUUAUGAUGCUCAUGUAUAUAUCCUGGAGAGGAGUCAACACAAGGUCCCAGAGGAAGCUCUUAAACACGAGAAGUACACCAGCCAGUUGCAGCUUAGUAUAAAAGCCCUGCAGGCCAAGGUGAAGGAAAAACAGCAGCUCCAGAGCUCAGAGAAGAGCAAAAGCUCUGUUUCCAAACUGCAGGACAGGGCUGAGCGAAGAGCUCAGUCUCUCACAGCUGCCACAGAUUCUCCGAUAUCCAAGCCUACUCCUCUCUAUGGCCAACCAUCCUGGUGGGGGGAGGAUGAGGAAGCAGCAAACAAAUACAAGAAUAGAGGUGGAAAGCUGCCAGAACAGGAGUCUCCAGAGCCUGCUAAAGACAUGUCCAGAUAUGAGGUCAAUGGUUCUUUGUCCGACAGUCAGGCCAAGGCCAUCCUCUCCUACCGCCGGGAGCCCAGCUACUAUGAGAUCCCAACAAAGGAAUUAUUUCAGCGAGCGGCCAAGAAACCCGAGUCACAGGUUCACGAGGUUCCGACAAAGGACAAACCAGAUCCCACUGAGGUUGUCUCCUCUACCCCCACGCCUCCCGUGGUCCAAAGCCACGCAUCCUUCACCAUCGAAUUUGAUGAAUGCAUGCCAGGUAAAAUGAAGAUCAAGGACCACGUGACCAAGUUUUCUUUCCGCCAGCAGCACAAGCUACCUUCCACAGAGCUCGUCACCACACCCACAGAGGUGAUAUCAGCAGAAAGCAAAGUUGCUGAUUGGCUGGUCCAAAGCAAUGCUAGCAUGACGAGGAGGAAGUCACAGGCUGAAGACAUUUAUGGCACAAACGUUGACACUUCACUUCUGAAGAUCACCAAGGCAAACCACCGUGAAGAUGGCUCUCAUGUUGAUUCAGGAGAUCCUGCAAUCAAUGGGAGGGAUUUCCUUCAAUCAGAACCUCAGAUUGGGUCCCAGGUGUCUCCACAACCCUUGAGAGCCUCACCGCCACAACGCCUCGCCUCCCCUGACUCUGAGGAGCCCUUGUCCUCCUCUCCACCAGAAUCUCAGGCCCUAUCCAGUCUUGGCAAAGCUGAGCCUCACCAAGCCUUUGUCAUUGAAUUUUUUGAUGAUUGCCCAAGAAAGAAGCGCUCCCAGUCCUUCACCAAUAACACAUCUCCACCCGAGCCCUCAGGCCUCAGGGUCCAGCUGGAGAAGGUGAGGAAGAGCGCAAGCCCAUCUGGGGAGAAACGAGUCUCUCCAGCCUCCACCACUACCCCAACACAACGAUACACUGUCCCGCUGAAGGGCCCCGCUUCCACAGCCUUUCAAAGAGCUGGUUCUCUACGAAGGGAGAAGACAGAGAACCAGAUCAGCAACAGCUUUUCCUCUCGCUCUUCUCCGUCUGUAAGGUCCUUUAGCAGUGUGGGCCGGAGGUCCAAACUCGCCCUGGAUUUUACUGCAGAACUUCUCAAACAAGCAAAGCAGUCCUCUUCUGCCAGCUGGGAAGAAAAGACAUCUAGUCCCCCUACUGCAGCUAAAACAGAGACAGUGGUCGUAUCCCAGCCUAGUGCCUCUCCAUCUAAAGCUCCCUACCAGCCACAGACUUCCUCUCCUAUCCACCAGCCUGUUCCCCUCCAGGCUCCUGUGAUGCCCCUGGCGUCUCAGAGUGUGGAGGUCAAGAGCCCCCUUGUCGGCCCCAAGCACGAAGAGGAGGACAGUUUGAGUGACGCGGGAACCUACACCAUUGAAGCAGAUAUUCAAGAUAGAGAGAUAGAAGAGGCACGCGGCAAGAUUGACAAGGUGUUUGGUGUUUUUGAGAGCCCAGAGCGAACCAACCAGAGUGAAGCAGAAACAUCAUCAGAUUUUAGGCCUGUUCUAGUUGAGAGCAGAGAGCAGCGUAGGCAGAGUAGCUGUGGGGAGGUGAGGCCAGCUCCAGAACAGGGACAGAGUCUGGUAAAGGUCCAGGCAGCAGGUGCAGUGUUACACGGGGCUCCUAAGUGGAUGUCUUGCUGGGCCAGCUUGGCAGACAGCUACACAGAAUCUGGCCCUUCGUCUGGCCUCUAUGACAUCUCUUCCCAGAUGGAGCUGUCAGGAGGGGCACGAGGUACAAUCCUCAGCAAGGCCGCGCUCAGCCGACACAACGACAGCACCGACUCCGAUGGAUCAAGAGCUCGCCGCGUCCUGCCCCAGUUACCGCUGGGGCAGAAGAGUGACAUUCCAACUCCCAGCAUUCAUGUUCAUUAUGACCUGCAUUCGACAUUUGAUGUAGGUGAGACUAGCGUGUUGGUACCCAGGUCUCAGGAUGGCCUUCACAGGUUAUUGGUGCAGGACGACGUAGAGCCUGACAGCCUGAGCGAUGCCAGCAAGUCUGAUGACGGUUCUAUCAUAGAGCAAAGGAGGAAACGGCUGUCAGACACAGAAGAGAAGAAAAAGGAGAACAGACCGUCAUCCAAGUCUACAUCAUUCUACAUCGGGUCUGAGGAGCCCGAGGCCCAACGUGGGGGCUCAAACACCAGCACGGAAAUAAAAUGUGUAACCAAAACUUUCUCAACAGCCACCCUGACCAAACCGAAAGGUAGCCAGGACCCUGGAAAAGUCAAACCCAGUUUGUCGGCUCCUGCUCUGAGACUGAGUCCAGAGUCCAGAGAGGGCAGUGUAUCCCCAUUAAUCAGACAAGAGAGCUUCACCAAGGAGAGACCUAGCAAUGCCAGAUUGCCCAACAUCUCUAGCCUGUCUGUUCAGAGAGGCCUAGACUCCGAAUCAUUCCAGGGAGCCCAUAAUCAGGACACUCAUUCCUACCUCAAAGACACGGAGGAUGUUCUGGCUGUUCUAGAGGCUAAACUCCAAGCGGGACAAUCAGAAAAAACACCGUCUUCAGUAAUGGACUCUCUUUCUGCGGACUCUGAUGUGGAUACCUCCAGCACAGUCAGCCAACAUAGCAAUAAGACCAGGCCAAACGUACUGACUAAUAAACCCUCUGUUAGUGGCCUCCAUAGGGAGAGGUCUUCAGCCAGUAUAGCUAGUCAGGACUCAAGUUACCAGUCCACUACAUCUGAAAAGCGGCACUCUCCGGAAGUAAACGACAACAAUAAGACCGUGUCUGUCAGGAGACCGGUUGGACUGAGACGUAGUUUCGGGAAACGUGGCUCCACAGACCUAAGUGACGACCCUCAAAGCUUACCGUACUCUGAUCAGGAGUCUAACAACUACCAAACCCGCAAGAAAUACACAGUGCCCCUUCAGAAGGAGGACGGCAAAACCUCAAGAGUGUCCCAGGUCUUGAGUCGUGCCAACAGCUUGUCAGCCCCAAGACCCACCAGAGCGUCCAUGCUCCGCCGGGCUCGCCUGGGAGAAGCCUCAGACAACGAGGGCACGGAGACAGACAGGGUGGCCCAAGAGGCAGGCAACGGCCCGGCUAAGCAGCCCCAGGAAACCAAGAAACUCUCCAGGCUGGAUAUGCUGGCGAUGCCUCGUAAGCGGACAAGCUCGUUCAACACCCCCAGCGACACUGAGGCGUCUUCCGCACCACAGUGGCCUGGCAAGAGCUCGGGAUUCUCCAACCGCAGCACAGAGUCUGCCGGCAGCUCAGCUCGGAGGGCCUCCACUCCGGGGCCGAAGCCUGUAGAAAGGCAGCAGAAUGCACCGCCCAACAAGGCACUAAUCACUCGAGGACGUUCAAGCAGUGCCAAAUAUACCGGAAGCACAGCAAGCUCCAGGAGACGACAGAAAGGCUCUGACUAUACCUCUACCUCAGAUGAGGAGUACGACUCAAACCAGAGCACUCCUAAACACAAACGCUCCCAACAUUCCUCAGCUUCCCACAGCCCUCGCAAUCAGCCUCGGCCUCAGCCGGUCGUCGCUCUGCGUCCGAAACCCCGCAGCAGAGAUUCUGAGGAGGAGAACCAUGAGGGAGAGACCUUCCACAAUUGGUCCAACCACAGUUCUGAGAUUGCAAGGUUGAGUCAAGACCUGGCUAAAGACCUGGCUAUCUUAGCCAGAGAGAUCCAUGACGUGGCAGGUGAUGGUGAGGCACAAAACCCCGGAGUGGAGAGCAGUGCACCUGUCUCCACAGUGACUGCUCAUGAACAGCUGGUUCAUCGUAUUCCAGAGGCUGGAUUAAACUACCAGAGAGUCCCACCUGGUUCUACAUCUACGAGGGAGGCUGGCCAGAGCUCCAGUGACCAUGAACAGAACUCCAGGCAGCGAGCUCAGAGCAGAGACGAGGUCAUUGUGGACAAUCUGAUGCUGAAUCCAGUGUCUCAGAUCACAGCGGCCAUCAGAGAAAACACUGAGCAACUUGCUGACAAAAUUAAGGUACUGUUCCAGGACAGGAUGGAUAUCUGGGAGAACAUUGAUGCCAAGGUUAACUCUGACAAUGAUGUUCCUGUUGUCAAAACCUCCAACAAGGAAAUCACAUCUAUCUUGAAAGAACUCAGGAAAGUUCAACGACAACUUGAGGUCAUUAACACAGUCAUGGAGCCCAGCAGGCAGUUUGAAGCAUCCAGGUCCUCAGCCUCUGCGUCCUCCUCAUCUGGAGUUCGGCCCUCCAGACCUCCCGCCUCACAAGACUGGAGAACAAUCCACUCCGUCUCCAAACGUGGCGGCGGCCCGAGGCCCAGCGAGAGCGUCAGGAGAUCAGCUGUGACACCAGACGAUGUCCGAGCAGGAUAUUUGGUCUGAUGCGUGACACAAACACACUCGUGCUGAACUUCUGCUGUGACUCCACAAACACAGGUGUUGGAGUGUUGCACGCACAAUGAAACCAAGAGGGGAGGAAGUGAGACUGUAAACACAGAAGUGCAGCCUCCUGUACGUUCAAACAUACACACUACUGCACUAUGAGCACUACACACCAGCACAGUGUUGUGAACUAAACACCCUUAGAGUACACUCAGUGGGAGACCUGCAUAUGAAGAUUUAAGGAAGUACCAAAAUGCUUUGAUAAACCUCACCUUCGACGAGCCUCAAAACUAUACUUGAUUCUCUGUUAGAGGUCAUCCUCUUUAUUUGCCAAUGAUAUGACCAACAUUGCUGAUUUUAAAAGCUUGGUUUAUUUACUUGGUUUAUUUGAAACAACCGGCCUGAGCAUAAUCAUCUCAGGGAAAUCUACUGAUAUAUAAGAUUUCUAUGUUUAGUGACAAAUCGUACUUUUGAGGAAAUAUUAGUUUUGGGUAUAAAGUACUGCAGUAACACCAGCAGAUCUUAGAAUACUGUGUAUCCUCAGUUAAACCCAUUGAUUUUCCAUAUAUAUAUAUAUAUAUAUAUUUCCUUCCAUGUUUUUGUCUUUGUUUGACACUUCUCUCUUGGACCAGAUUCAUCGACGAAUGUAAAAAGUAUUUAUUCGGAAGGUCUUUUGUGAGACACUGUAACCGAGACAACAUGACUUUGAGGAGCGUUGGAAGUGUGCCAGACUAAUUAAUGUUAUAUCACAAAGUCACUACCAGCCAAUUUCUUGAGUAUUUAUUCUCUUAACAUUUCCCAAUGCAGCGACUCUGUCCAGGCCCUCUUUAGUAGAUGGCCACUGUGUAGUCCAGCUGGAGAUGGAAAUCCCUCUGGAAUGUGGUCCGACUGGUAGGAGGGACUGCAGAGGUUAGUCACCUGGCAACAAACUCAAGCGGCUAUACAACAGGGGUUUUCAAGCAUUCCUGGCCUCUUUACCUUCUGAGUAGUAUGUUUUUUUUUAAUUUGUGUUAAGCACAGUUGGGAGCUUGAAACUAGUUUUUGUUUUCCAUGCCUGAAGAGCACAGUGGGCUCCCAAGUUUGGCCAAAGACGUUAAAACGACUGACAGGAAUGAAUCUCAUUUAUGUGUUUGUACUGAGCUCAUCACACACAUCUAAACCUCUACAUGCUCAAGAGCUAUCGGAGCACUGUGGUAAGGUUUGAGGUUUCCGAGUGACCUCGUCACAAGGUCACUUCUGACGGGUGACCGGAGAAGUGAUGUAAUAUUAGCUUUUAAGUUGACAGUCAAUUGUGAGAAAGUGCAAAUCUAAUGAUUAGUUUGUGACAUUCUGUUCAGUAUGUAAAUACCUAAAGAUAUAUGUAAGUCGUACAAAUUACCUCUCAAUCACGUCUUUUGCACUAAUGUAGUACAACUUUAUCCCCCCCGACCUUCUAAUGCUGCAGGCUGAAAGCCGUUACUUUCCCGCGAAAGAUAAACAGUUGAUGCUGUUGAGGUUGAAGCAGGAGAAGAAGGCGACUCAGUGCACCAGCAGUGUCUGUUUCCCUCUUCCCAGUCCAGGUUGUACAUGUGAUUGUAAUUGGGAAGUACCUAUAAGUGCCACAGAGCUGUGUGGGACAGUGGUUGUUUACAAACUCAAGCAACAAUGUAAUGUUUGUCCUGUUGACUUCACUUGCUCAAAGUGCUGCUAUUCUUCGUCUAUGGGAUUUGAAUAUCUCCUUUGCUUUACUCCAUCUAAGUCUAAGCUACAGCAGGUUUCAGAGCUGAAAUGUAAUUCUUGUUUGUCAAAUUUGUGACCCUUUUUUGAUUUUCAAUUGAUGUUUCCCCAGAAUGAUUUUGUUGUAAUCUUGGUGUCUUGUUAGCUGGUAUUUAUGUUUGGUUAUUUUUGUAAUUUGUUCGAUGAUGAUUGCAGAUUUUUCCAAUAAAUUUGAUUAGUAAAGUA